Messenger RNA from Dimorphilus gyrociliatus, 663 nucleotides. NCBI's taxonomy places the organism in Eukaryota, Metazoa, Annelida, Polychaeta, Dinophilidae. The record is from the annotation of a GenBank genome assembly.
GUUCUAACUUCUCCAGUGUCCGCCAUGUCAAAACGUGACCAGAAAGGCAAAUUAAAGCUGUCCAAGACGCUUCUUCAAAUGAAGGUAACACUGAAAUGUCUUCUUGUGUUUGUAAGAAGACGUGCUAAAAAGUAAUAUAUUCGUCCAAAACUUUGAUAUAAGAUUUCACGAGAUAUUGCCUAUAUUGAAGUUAAAAUGUGAGCGAUAACAAAAGGUUUUUAACAGUUUAUGAAACGAACUGCUGAUGAAGAGAACUCGGAUGACGAUAAUUCAAAAGCUCUAAUUGACGAUGAACAUUGGGUUUUAGAUUUACCUGAUUUACUGGAAAGAAAUUCGCGGUACGUUAUUAAAGACAGUAUGCUUUCUUGUGAUGUUUUGAGCAGCUAUGGAAGAAUGUCGUUUAAAGGCUUCAACCCAGAAAUAGAACGUUUAAGAAAUGAAAGUGAGACUCAGGAAGUAGAAGAACAGUACGACUCAGAAGAUGUAGAAUUUGCAGAGUCAAUGACCUCCCUUUCAUCAAAUUUGAAAAAAAAGUUCGAGAAAACUAGAAGGAGAAAAAAGAAGGAAGAGACUGUGUCUAAUGAGAACAGUGAUAAUAAUACCAAUUCGCCUCAAGUUGUUAAAAAGAAGAAAAAGAAGAAAUUUCUUAAGCCGAAGGAAUAA